AUGGGCAAACACAGAAGAAAUAGGAAAAAUCCAAAGUCGAGACACGAUCCAUUAUCCAAUCCGAAUUUGACCACCAGUGCUGUCAUUAAUGCUGUUCGAGGUUCUGGCAAACAGUCCAAAAUAGGACCUUUGAUUGAUAAAUUGAAAUCACUGGUGCUCAACGACAAAUCUAUGGCGAUAGGUGUGAUUAAUGUAUUAGCCGAGGAUGAGCAAAUGAGACAAGAAUUGAUUGAUAAUGAUAUUGUUUUAGUUCUAAUGCAGUAUUGUUUGAAUGAUGCCAAUGCAAGUGAGGACAUUUUGAUUGAGUCGUUUGGGUUGUUGAGGAAUUUAAUCAUUGAGGAAGGAUAUGAUAUAAUUAAGUUUAUUUGGGACAAUGACAUUUGGACAAUUGUGGAAAACAGCUUGAACAAAAUCAUCAUUUCCUUUGAUUAUUUGAUAAAUCAUAACAAUGAAGGCAGUAGUGAUGACAAGCCAAAGAAAAGCUUGAGCAAAGCAAAAAUCCAAUCACUUUAUGAAUUCUCAGAAAAUCUCUUCACAUUGAUAAUAAUGUUAAUUACAUCAGAUGAGAGAAUUUUUGAUUUUGUCUUUAACAACAGUGGUGGCGAUAAUAAUUCUGGUGGUAAUAAAAUCGAUCCAAUCGUACAAUUUGCAUUAAAUUUAAUUGACAGCCACAUGAAUAACAAAUUGAGAUUAUCGAAAAAACUAUUCAACACGUUGUUGGAAUUAUUAUUUCAAUUGUCUACAGAAUCAGUUUCAUUUGUUCAAAAAUUAAGUACAUCGUUUGACUGGGAUAAACUUGGCCAAUUUUUACAGGAUGAUGGAAAUAACAACUAUGACUCAGCAUCCAAAAUAUAUUAUAAUGGGAUAUUUUUCUCAUUAGUUGAGAUUGUAUUGCAGCCAUCUCCACAAGAGAAAAAGGAGGAGCUAAUGAGACAAGUGUUGGGUGAUAUUAUAAAAGCAGUUGUCAAAGACGGCUCAGAACCAAAGCCAAAGGAAGGGGAGGAACAAGAGACACAAGACUUGGCAGCAUUUGAAGCAGGAUGUGAUAUCAUUGCCACUAUUUGUGAAUAUUUGGCCACUGAUGAGGCCAAUCCUGAAACCCCUGCAAGACUUUCACCUGAGACUUUACAAUUACUCGAAAUGAUUGGUAAUCAAUUGGUGGGUAAAAUUGAAGCCAUGGGGGUCUCUGAAUCAGAAUCAAGCUCUGCUGAGGCAGCCAUAAAUAAUUUACAAUUGGUAAUUAGUUUUAAUCAAGAAUGA
Molecule: messenger RNA, 1260 nt
Organism: Candida dubliniensis CD36
Lineage: Eukaryota; Fungi; Ascomycota; Pichiomycetes; Serinales; Debaryomycetaceae
Exons: 1
Coding region: 1-1260 (419 amino acids)
Biological process (GO): protein import into nucleus; ribosomal large subunit biogenesis
Source: RefSeq, a predicted model, not a curated record